Molecule: messenger RNA, 1010 nt
Organism: Eurytemora carolleeae
Lineage: Eukaryota; Metazoa; Arthropoda; Copepoda; Calanoida; Temoridae
Product: bromo and FHA domain-containing protein DDB_G0267958-like
Exons: 9
Coding region: 60-1010 (316 amino acids)
Source: RefSeq, a predicted model, not a curated record
AACUAGUCUACGGUUUGUAUGUUGUUCCAAUAGUUACCAGUUUCUUCUCCGUACUAGGGAUGGCCAUUGAAAGGUUUCAGGCUUUUGCAGUGUAUCGAGAUCAUAGGCAUGUCACUAGAAAAUUUUCUAUUGCCUGGUUCCUAUCCUCCUGGACUUUAGCUGUCUGCUUUGUGGUAAUAUUGGUGGCACAAAUUUCAACAGUUUCAAAAGGGGAAGUUCUGAGUAUCAAGGCAGAGACGAUUGACAUAAAAAAUACCAUGCCAAGAAAUGCGCUAGCAUCACAGCUGUUUCCAGGACCACACAGUGAACCUACAGUUCUAGAGUCUACUUAUGUUGAAACAACGACAACAACUACUCAACCAACUACACAACAAAAUGAGAAUUCAACAUCCUUUGUAUGUACAAGGCUUCUUAAUGAAGGAGUUAAGUGUGAGUAUGAAAAUGAUGAGGAUGAGGAUGAGUCUGGUACAGAUGAAACUAUGGAUGUAAACUCAUUGAUUGACGAAGAAGAAGAACAGAACGACUACCCUCUGGAAGCUGUGUUUCCAUCUGCUAUUGAAGAAGAACCAGAUGAUGAUGAGAAAUCAACUAAAAGUCCAGAAGAAAACAACGGAUCAGUAUCAAGUUCAACAGUAUCUUCAAGUAAUUCAACCUCCACAAAUAUAUCAGGAAGCGUUGAAGGGAUUCUAACUACAGAGAGAGGAAUAGAUUCAUCCACUCCUCUUUCAAUAUUUCCAGAUCGAUCUCCCGCUACAAAACAAAUGAUGACCCAGCUUCCAACGAAGACGACUCCAAGUAUGACUAAGCAAUUGCCUUCAACUAUUCCUACUUCAACGGGAGCUUAUGAUGCCAAAAUUCUGAUUAAGGCACGAAAGGGAUUGACAAGGAAAAAAAGAAACGUUAUAAUAAAACAUAAUAAAAAUUUAGAGAAAGAGGUUGCUGAGGAACUUGCAGACAAAAUAUUUAGGGACGCUAAGAAUUCAAUUCAAAAUAAACAUUUGUUUUUUUAA